ACUCACUACCCAUCCAUUAUCUCCACUAUCCUUCUAAAUCUUAAAACAAACCAGACAAUUUUUUAUUUUUAAUUUUCUUAUUUUCCCUUUUCUCUCAUUUUUUCGAGAGUAAGACGAAAAUUAAUAAUAAUAAUUUCCACUACUGGAAACUGAAAUUCCUCGGCCUGAACCUCCCACUUUAUUCCGGCCAGUGUCCGCGCACCAAAGAGAAGCGCACCAGACUCGAUACAGCAGGCGCCCCAACCAGGUUUCUGCGACAGAAUUUACAGCCUACUACAGCCUACUACAACCCAGAGCCUCUCCGCUCAACGCCAGAUCAAGUAUAGGUCGUCGGCACCACGACCAAAACAGUAUCUCCACCAUUUUUGCCUUUUUUGUUCGUGAUACAAUCGUCGUACCUCGACAAAAAUGGCCGACAUCACAGACCAACACGAACAGACCUCGCCAACCGAACUCGAUGAAUCACACGUCGGCAAUGGCAACCAAGGUCCCGCAGAGAGUCGAGGCAUCAAGCGUCAGCGCGCUAGCAUUGCCGACGACGAUGAUGAUGACGACGAGAAGGGAGGUCGCGAACGUCGCAAGAUUGAGAUCAAGUUUAUUAGUGAUAAGUCGCGUCGCCACAUCACAUUCUCCAAGCGCAAGGCCGGUAUUAUGAAGAAGGCCUACGAAUUGUCUGUUCUGACCGGCACGCAAGUUCUACUGCUAGUCGUCUCGGAGACCGGUUUAGUGUACACAUUCACCACUCCUAAGCUCCAACCCUUAGUCACCAAGGCAGAGGGCAAGAACUUAAUCCAGGCCUGCCUGAACGCGCCCGAACCUACUCAGGGCAACGAGAACGGUGUGGACGAUUCCAACCAAGUCGAGUCACCCGAAGAACCGACCAAUUCCCACCUGCCUCCUCAAACGAGCCGGCCGGGAAUGCCUUCGCACAUGCCUCCUAACUACGUACCCAACGUCCCAAUGGACCCGCAACAAGCUAUGGCGUAUCAAAGCUAUAUGCAACACCAACAGCGCGGUCAAUUCGGUCUGCCACCUCAGUCUGGCAUGCCGCAACACACCUCACACCAAUCCUGAUCGUCGUCUUUUCGGCGAUGAAAUUGCCUUGCGCCUGAUACCCCGAAUUUAAUGCAUUCAUGAGGUUCUCUUUUCAUUCGAGGCAUUCCGCACACAAUUAUAAUUGCAAGGCCUCGGCUUCGGUGGUCCGGCGUUGUUGGGUCAUCGUGACUUAUUUUUUCUUUGCUCUGCACAAUACGACUUUGAUCCCAUCCUCUUUUUUUCAGUCUUUCCAAUUAAAAUACCUAUCGCUUGUUAAAAUGGUGAUAAGGCGAUGUGAUCAUCGCGCCCGAUUUGCCAUCUAUUAAUUCUCGUUUUCAUCGUUUCAUCCUAAAGAACGAAUAGAGGCUGG
Molecule: messenger RNA, 1405 nt
Organism: Annulohypoxylon maeteangense
Lineage: Eukaryota; Fungi; Ascomycota; Sordariomycetes; Xylariales; Hypoxylaceae
Product: MADS box protein
Exons: 3
Coding region: 409-1074 (221 amino acids)
Biological process (GO): positive regulation of transcription by RNA polymerase II
Molecular function (GO): DNA-binding transcription factor activity, RNA polymerase II-specific; protein dimerization activity; RNA polymerase II cis-regulatory region sequence-specific DNA binding
Source: RefSeq, a predicted model, not a curated record